Messenger RNA from Pieris napi, 7205 nucleotides. RefSeq lists its product as uncharacterized. The transcript has 17 exons. Bases 68 to 2929 code for a protein of 953 amino acids. The record is from RefSeq and is a predicted model, not a curated record. NCBI's taxonomy places the organism in Eukaryota, Metazoa, Arthropoda, Insecta, Lepidoptera, Pieridae.
GCUCUUAGACUUGGCUCUCGGCUCUCCGGCAUUCCGCCGACCUCUCGCGUCGUAAACACACGCGACGAUGCGCGGCGAACGCGCCGCUCGUGACACGCGGCACAACAAGGAUCACGAAAAUUUAAAAUCAUCACUUAAAAAGGGGACUAAAUCAAAAAAGCAUAGAGUUGUCUUCGAUGAGACUGCUAAUGAAUUUUUUGAGGCGGAUUACAUUAUUGUUGUCCGUGAUGAAUGUGGAUAUUCUGAUGAGGGUGAAGGCGAUGAAUGCUCAGGGUGCGGGGCGUGCGAGCGCUAUCAGGAGCCUGAGCCUGGUGCCCUCAGUCCACCAGAAGGGUACAAAGAUAUGGGGCUAUUUAACCGGGAUGGGACUUUGCGCGAGCAGGCUUGGUGGGAAGCGGGUGAUGUUGUUUUGGUCGGAGAGAGAUCGGGGACGGUUUUCACCCCGCAGCACCUUCAGCUCCUGCGACGGCUGCAGAGGGAGAGGAUGAUGCGAUCGUCAGUUUGCGCUGACUGCGAUGCACAUACGAUCCACCAGCCUCUGGGGCUGGAACAUAACUACGAAGAGGAAGAGGGUAGCGAUGUAGACCGAGAAUUAAGGCCAAUAGCCCGACGCACGGGCAAGCACAUAGCUGCUGGCGAAGAAAGACCAAGGAUCAACUCUAGUCAACAAACUACACCCAUUGAAGAAUGCGCUCCAGAUAUUAUAUGCAUAGAUGAGAUUCAGCCCGAGGUGCAAACGGCGCCCCUAACGAGUGAAGAAAGUGACACGGCUGAUACUGAAGGACGAUUGUCGCUAGAGAGUUCACCGCUACGACAACGACGUGCGGGAAUUUUGAAGGGCGGGAGGCUCUGGAAAUCCUUGGACAAUGACAAGGAGGGCAGUGAACAGAACGACGAUCAGCGGUCAACAACAGCCAGCGACGAAGACGGGUCUGUCACACCCAGAUCGGUACGAUUCGUUGAACGAGCAAAAGAAGCGGAGGAUGAGGAGAAAAAUAAAAACACAACUACGGGUCAGCAAACACAAAACUUGGAUGAAAUACAAAGGGAAACACAAAGGGAAAUCCCCUCUACGCAUAGAUUGGAUACUCCGCUCAUACUAACAGCGAAUGCGUCGAAGUCAAAUUCUGCGGUACAACAACUGUUUACCAGUAAUCGACCUCCACCACCCGCAAUAGAACCACAGUUAAUCACAUCAGAAACGUUACGAGCUUGGGACGCUGGCGUAAGACCGAAGGCGGAAGAUGCCGCUGUACGACGAGUAGCUGAAAGAAAUGCUAUCAGGUGUUCACUUCUCCGAACUGAAACGAGGAAAAAGCAACAGCCAAAGCAGCAAGAAGGGACGUCACUCUCUGAAAGGAUACGAUUGCUAACUUGCGAUGUCGAAGAUGAAGCGGAGGAACAACGAUCAUCACCAGCUGGAGCCAGUGUCGACAAAUUCUCAAGCAGCAGUGACAAAUCCAGCGACAAGUCGUUCAACGGUGUCGACAAGAGCAAUGAGAAAGCGUUCGGCAGCGGUUCAUCCAGUUCUUCCUCGUCGACUUUGUCGGCUCCGCCCACGCGUCACCGACCGCCAGAUUUGGGAGACGUUCAUCAAGAACCACACAAGCCUCGACCGGAACCGCGUAGGCAAUUCCUGUCAACGCUUGCUCCUCUUACGGCCUGUGUGGGAAAUACAGGUCAUCACGAAGGAUUCUACUACGUGGCACCAGGAGAUCGCACUACUGCUUCCGCAAACACUGAGGUGGACCUGCGUGAGAUCAAUGAUGCUCCAGCACCAGAUGUCAUCGCGGGCACACCUGGUAAAUGUGCUACAGAGAAUGAUGAUAGCUUGGCAGCGUUCGCCAGGGCAUCAGCUCCUAGGACAGAGAGAUUACGCCAACGAUACGGCCAAGAUUCGCAGCCGGUCAGCAGUGAUGAUGAGCAUGAUGAUUAUGGUUUCCAUCGUCGGCCAGCUGUAAGAGGCAUAGCAGUAAAGCAGCAGUUAGGCGCUUCGGAUGAUAUUUUGCAGCAGAUGCAGAAUGAAUUGCAGCCUACACCAAGCUCGACUCCAAUGCAAAUGCCGACUCACGCCUGUCAACGCACUACAAGUGCGAAUUACGCUUGGCCAUAUUACUCUGAAGCAAAUCUCAACUCGCGACCGCAAAGCAGAGCUAGUGUUAAUACAAAUUGGUCUACAAAAUCUUCAGAUUAUGUCACAGCCCGUCAGUGCAACUCUACUCCAGUUCCACAGCAACACACAGACGCAUGCUACGCACACGCUCAAAGCAUGGCCUCGUACACACAUUACCAACAGCAUCGUCAACAGCAAGACAAUAUGUACAGAAAUAAUUGCUCGCUUUACGCUAAUAUUGGUUGCUCGGAUAGUAGUCAGGAACUUUAUAGUUCUCAAACGAGUUCAGAACAAGCUUCGCCUGUGCGGUCUGCCUCUCGAUGUCGAAGGCCAGAGUCACCGCCGCCUAUCAGAAGUCAUCAUCAGCUACUCUACGUGCCAUAUAGCAACCAUUAUCAUUACCAACAUGACUACGCCCAACAAUGGACCGCUAAUGACUAUGGCCGCAUGCAUUCCUACUAUCAGCAACAAACCCGUAGCGGAGCCAGUACGCCUCAACCUGUGUCAGCUCAGUCGCAACCCGUCGCUACUCAACCCCAUCGGGCACAUUAUACCCAUCCUUUGCAGUUACAAACUUUAUGCCCUGCGCCGGCGCGAUACAGAACCGUACCCGCUCCCCAGCCUGGUGGAGGCAAACAGAUGAUAUGCUAUUCGGAGAAGGUGGCGCCUCCAAUGUACCAACCGGCACCGGGAUCGCCAUCUAGAGCGGCUCGGGGUGCACCAGAAGGGGCCCCAUCUGGGACAAAUGCAAAAGCAAACACAACUUCGCCAAUGACUGUCCCUCCGAAUCCCAUAUACUAUGCUAUGAACGUCUGAUAUAAGGAUUAGGUAUUUGGAAUACACACCUGAACAAGAUGGGGCAUGGAUAAAUACAUGAUAUCGAAGAUCUACAACAAAGAAUAAUCGUUGAGUUUUGUUGUCCUUCGAAAUUUGUAAUAGUUUGAUACGGCUUUGUAAAGAGCAUGAAAGUUGUAUUGUGUUCAAAAAAUAUCAAUGAAGCCUAAGAGACAAACCAAUAAUUUAAUUAUAUUUUUUUUCCUAAAUUAAUUUUCAGGAAAAUAUAUUUACUAUCAUGUAAAGUUACCAUAUAUUAAAUUAACAUAUAAAAGUAACUCCAGUUAUAUUAGCAGAUUCAUUUCUAUUGUUAUCGUAUUGGCGUUAACGUUGUUAUUUCUAGGAUAUUAUUUUUAAAUUCCACAGAUCUUAACUAGCUUUAUAGAAUAUUAAAUGAGAUAUAUUUUUCAAACGAAUUACAGGACAAAAUUAUAUUUCUAUUAUCGAUUUAAUUAAAGUAUGGUUAAAAAUACCUAGUUAUUACUACUAUAUGUAUCGCCAAAGGCAAUGAAAUUGCUUUAGUUUUUGUAUUAAUUUGAAUUAUUUUUACUUGACCUUUCAACACACGAUGGACAAGAUAUAAUAAUAUAAAGGUUGCCAAUUUUUGUUCUCAAAGACAUUGCCAGAUAUCAUGUUUUAGUUUAAUAUUCCUAUUUCUUUAUGUUAGAUAAACAUUAAUUCCCACCAUUUUUAAUUAUAUGAGGCCUAAUUAUAUGAUUGUUAAUGUUAUGCAAAAUGUCUACUGACAUUUUAAUUUAAAUAUUGCUUAAGUUAGUGCCAAAGAUGAUUGAAGUUUAAAUAAUUAUAGGUAUACAUUAAUGUCGGCCUAUGAAGUUGUUAGUACUAGUUAAAUGUUGAAUUAUUUAUGUUUUUGUUUAUAUGAGAACGCACAUGGUAACGUAGCUUGAAAGGAUAAUUUAAAAUAUAGCUGUUAAUAUACUUAUUAUUUAUUAUAAUUUCUUUUAAUCCUCACCAUUAUUUUACGAACGUUCUACAAAGCAUAUACUUCUGUUUUCAGUUCGUGUUAGGAAUGCUGUGUGUUUUAAACAAAUUGUGAAAAUGUAAUUGAUGUGAUUAUACUGAACAUUUUCUUAUUGCUUUAAAAUAUUGGCAAGAGUCAUAUGGUGUUAAAAGCAGGUGGCGAUCACCUUUAAACUUAUUCAUUUUAAGAGUCUUAGACGUCUAUAGUAGUCUAGAAUUAUUGUUUUUAACUUUAAAUCUUUAUCAUACAUUCCUAAAUGUUAUUGUUUGUCUAAAGAUAAACGUUGCUAGUUCGCUUGAAGCAUUUUAUAUUUUGGAUGCUAAGACGUAAUUACGCAGUUAUGAAUGUCUUACGAUAUGUCAGGUGAUUAAGUAGUGUCGAAGACAAUUAAAGUCUUUGAUAGUAAUUCAAUUCUAGUAAUCCGGUCAAAUUAGACAAAAAAAUAGGGGUAAGGUUACAAUAAUUCGCACUUGGCUGAGUAAAUUUUUUUGCACGUGCCGGAUCGAUGAGGACUUUUCACAUUUCCUUUAUAAUAGUGUAUUGAGCAAUCCUACCAAUAUUCAGCCAAGUGCGAAUUAUUGUAACCUUGGAUGUCCAAAUUGACCGGACUAUAAGGCCAAAUCAAGGUUUAUUGUUAAUUACGUUUUAUUUGCGUGAGUAGAUUUCGAAUUUUAAUUUGUGCUGUAAAUAAUAUUAUGUACGUAUAAAUAUAGGCAUUUUGAAAUUUUUUCGUAAAUGCUUGUGUGAAAUAUUUGUUUUUGAUUUCUAGAAAUCAAAAAGGUGUAGAUGUAAGUUUCGUUUCAUUGCUUUACUCACCGUAGCUGGUAGGAGCGGGGUCCGUCCAUCUGAUCGUUAUUUCGACAUGGCUUCUUCCCAUCACGUUAGCUUGGCAAAAGAAUUUACAACAGUUAAGAAUAUUUAAUUACUUAUGAUAAAUAAUUUAAAAUAUUCAAUAAUAUAACAAUACAAACAUAGAUAAGCGGAUAUUCCCAAUGUGUUGUUUUAAAGUUUUAGGAUUAUUUUGUUAACAAGCCUUUGCCAAGAAAACAUCGCUAUAAAAUAAUAAAGACUGAGCUUGUUCAAGAAGCCUGAAGCUACGGUGAAUUUAGAUUACAUUAGACUAUAGGUUUUACUGAGAAAUUGAUAGACAUUUAAGAAAUUAAUUGAACAAAAAUACGAAACCCAGAAAUGUAUUUUGAACGACCAAUCAUCACAGAACAUUAAAUAAAAGGUUAAAAAUGUCAUAUGCUUGUGACGAAUGUACUAUUUGGCAGUAAGAAAAAUAAAGUGUAAUUAAGAGUCAUCUUUAUAAACGUCUUAGGGUCUUGUGCAAUGGCGUCGUUCCUAGAAGUUAUGAAUGUUUAAAGCCAAUACUUAACAGAAUUAAAAAAUAUAUCAUUAUAUAGGUUUCAUAGUCACCAAUGAAUAAUCUGAAAUGGUUUUAAAAUCCUGUCAAAAAGCCCAUUGCCUAAACGUAGCUAAAACACUUCUUAUUCAGCCGCGUACCAGAGCCGUACCGUACCGUAUUAGAGCCGUAUUAGGAGAUAACAUGCAGAUCGGAUAGUUUUCCUAAUGGCUUAUUUUAUUUUAGAUUACGUAAGUUAAAAAAAAUACUCAGUUUUACAUAUUUUAAGCUUUUUAAAUGAUAUGAUAAUCAUUUAUUAAAUGUUCUGUGUUAUUACUAUUAUCUUCGGUGUUAAAUAUAUAGAAGGUUAAACAAAAACAUAACAACGACGUUUAUAAUCGUCCAUUGCCGCUUGUGUGUUGUGUACAAUGUAACAGAAGAUAACGAGGUGCAAACAAUCUCGUGCCCGAAAACAUGCUCACAGUUGAUAAAUAUACUUUAGUAAAUAGUUCAUAUAUAUACACUAAUGUUAAAGAGAUCCAAACGUUGUUGAUACUGGUUUUAUAUAACCAUUUUUCAUUGUACCUUGAUCGGAAUCGCUCUCACAUUCCACCCACACGGGACAGAUAGGCUUAUGUGGUGACUGCGACCUGUCUAUUAUUUUAUUAGCAUUCUUAGAAUGUUCGAAGUAUAAAUAACAAAUUGUGAGUAUAUCGGCGCACAUCGUCUUGACCUUUUUCUUGUUACUGUGUAUUGUUGUGUGUUGCUGCUGCUGGAUUACCUCUCUUGGUGAAUACUUCUUAUAAACAUUAAGCUUAACAUGUAGUGCUAUAGUAGGUAAUUACAAAGAUGUAAGGAGAGAAACAAUAAAUUUUUUUAAAUAAGCUAUUGUUAGAGUGUCUUUAUAUUAUUGUUAUCCAAAUAGGUUCGUUUUUUGUUACUUUGUUCGAAAUGCCAGUAUAUUUGACUCUUGUAUAUUUGCUUAAUGUAAAAGAUGUGUACUUUUAAACAUUUUAUCCAAUUAUUGUGUGAUAUAUUGUGGCUGUAUUUGGAGCAUUUAGUCAGUGUGGCAAUACAGCUUAUACAAUGACUUAUAUAAGGGCAUUAAAGUGUAUAAUUUUGACCCUAAAGGGUCAAAUAACAGGAAAUAAAAGCCUGGAUUCGGCAUUGAUUACUGCGGGAUCUUGUAUAAAAGUUUUAUAUUAUGUAUAAUAUUGAGUAGUAAAGAUUUUGUGAGAGUAGAUAACUUAAAUAAGUAUCUAGUUGUCUAUUACGCAUUUUUAAAAUUAUAUAAAUGUAUACAUAUUCCACUGUUUGUGACAGAAUUAAAAAUAUGACAAAAUUUAGUGAAUAAAGAUAAUGGACGUGUUCCAUUAAAAUUUUUAACUUUCAAAAAGUUUAGAUCGACGUUACAUAAACAUCUUGACCAAUAAUACAUAGUUUGAGAUACUAUUUUGAAGAAAUGCGUUUUAACCGUUUCUUAGUGAAUACCACUUACAUUGUCCUCAAUUUAUUGUUAUCAGAAAUUCCCCAUAACAAAAUUUUAUCCUAAACUUCUAUAAAUUCUGAGUCAAGUAAGUUAUUACGAGUAGUUUAAACGCAUUCAAGAGGGUAAUAGUUUCAAAGUUAAAAUGUUUCAACGUUAUAUUCUUUCAAUUAAUAGAAAUAAAUAUGUUUUGUGUUAGUACGAUAAUAUUACUAUAUCGAAGAUUAUUUUGAAUAUUUAUCGUGUAUUUGCUUUGUAGUAAUAAGUGAUUAUUAUGUAAUAGGAAAUGGACAUAAUGUGACCAUUAGUGAAUGAUACUAGAUUUGGUUUAGUUAAAUUGUAAGUGACGUGUGACUCAUUCAACGGACUCGUUUAGUAAUAAACUUUUAUUUUACGUUGACUUUCUGUAAGCAGAUAGAUUUUAAAUAAAUACACAAUUAUUGUA